Messenger RNA from Nerophis ophidion (straightnose pipefish), 1909 nucleotides. Its product is annotated as oocyte zinc finger protein XlCOF8.4-like. Gene Ontology annotation, molecular function: RNA polymerase II cis-regulatory region sequence-specific DNA binding; DNA-binding transcription factor activity, RNA polymerase II-specific. The transcript has 2 exons. The record is from RefSeq and is a predicted model, not a curated record. Lineage: Eukaryota; Metazoa; Chordata; Actinopteri; Syngnathiformes; Syngnathidae. Gene Ontology annotation, cellular component: nucleus. Gene Ontology annotation, biological process: regulation of transcription by RNA polymerase II. Bases 470 to 1696 code for a protein of 408 amino acids.
GUCACAGAAUGCGGAAGUUCCACUCAUACCGGCAUGGUUGCGGCGGAGCUCAACUGAACUGAGAAAAGAACGAAUCAGUUCAUGAAGUGAUUCGGUUCAGUACGGUCACUCAAAAGAUUCGUUCGUUUGAAGGAAUCGUUCGUGAACGACACAACACUAGAAGGCGGCCGACAAGAGCAAUUCGAAGGAGAAAGACGUGAGCCAUACGCUAAUAAGUCAGUCUUACUAUUUGUUAUCCAGUUUGAAAUAUUUACGUCGUAUAACAUACAUAUUUGAUUCUUGAUUUAAGGAUAAAGUGGUCUCGAUGCGCUAGAAGCACUGUGCCGCUUCUUGUGCUAUCUUAGCUUGUUAGUUAGCUUAGCUCGCUAGUUAGCUUAGCUUGUUAGCUGCUAACAGAAGACACAGAAGUUAUCAACACAUCGCUAAGUAGAGAUCAAGUGUGAGAGUAAAGUGUUGUGAUUGUGUGAAAAUGUCUACAUUACAAAUGUUGAGAGCGUUGGUGGAUCAGCGACUAACUGCUGCUGUUGAAGAAAUAUUUGUAGUGUUAGAAAGAACGAUAGCAGAAUACGAGGAGGAACUUUCUAGAACAAAAGAGGAUUACAAUCAACUACUGGACGCUGUUUUCAAGAAACAUCAAGUUGUGUUACACAGAACAGACCUAAAAGAAGAGCAUCUUCCCUAUGAGCAGGAGGAGGAACCACUGCCCCCCAACAUACAUGAGGAAGACGAGACGCCACAGACCCAUAAUGUUAAACUGACCCUUCACAUUAAAAAGGGAGAGGAGGACCCACUCACCCCCUACUUUAAAGAGGAAGAGGAGGACCAAGAGCCGCCGCACAUUAAAGAGGAAGACGAGACGCCACAGACCCAUAAUGUUAAACUGACCCUUCACAUUAAAAAGGGAGAGGAGGACCCACUCACCCCCUACUUUAAAGAGGAAGAGGAGGACCAAGAGCCGCCGCAGAUUAAAGAGGAAGAGGAGGAAGAGGGCAUCAGUCAGCCUAAAUGGUUGGAGGAGUUCCCAGUGACUGGUGUCCCUGUGAAGAGUGAAGAUGAUGAGGUGAAAGGUGAAAGUGAGGAGAGGGGAGGGGGGGAGCCUCCAAGCAGCAGCUCAACACAACACAUGACAACAGAAGCUGAUGGAGACCACUGUGGAGGAUCACAAGCAGACAAGCUCUUAGCUCCACUAUCAGAUAGUGAGGACACAACGUCACACUCUCCUGACACUGAUGAUGAAGACUCUAAAGAUGAUAAGACAUGUCACACUGACAACACUCGCUUCACAUCUUCUCACUCUCACAAAACUUUUAAAUACCAUUGUAGUCUGAAAAGACACAUGAGAACACACACUGGAGAAAAACCUUUUUCUUGUUCACUCUGUAGUAAAGGUUAUGCACAACGUCAUGAUUUGAAAGUACACAUGAGAACACACACUGGUGAAAAACCUUUCGUCUGUUCAAUCUGUGGUAAAGGUUUUGUAGAAAGUCGCUAUUUGAAAAGACACAUGAGAAUACACACUGGUGAAAAACCUUUUUCCUGUUCAACCUGUGGUAAAGUUUUUACACAAAGUCAACAUUUGAAAGUACACACUAGAACACACACUGGUAAAAAACCUUUCAUCUGUUCAAUCUGUGGUAAAGGUUUUACAGAAAGUCGGAAUUUGAAAGUACACAUGAGAACACACACUGCUGAAUAAUAACAGUCCUGUUCAAUCUGCAACAUAAGUUUGCUUGACUGAUCAAACUUUGUAGCACACAUGAGAAGACACCCAGGAGAGAAAGUGUUGAGUUGCAGUGUGUGUGGUGAAAGAUUGUCUUCUAAGUACCAGUGUAAGAAACACAAGUGUGCUGGUGAGAACAGCAGCAGCAAAUGAAACUGCAGGAUUUGAAAUAAACUGUCCAGACUUUCA